UGAGAUGCCAUUAUAAAUAUAUAAGUUAUAUAUAUCUGGAAUUUGUAUAGUCGUGAUGUGCAUCCGGUUGGAUCCUAUUGUUCGACUAUUGUGCUGCUUAAGGGUCAUGACCGGGAACAAUGCCUAUUUAUGGACGUCUCUAUCAAUAGUAAUUCAAUUAAAUCAACGCAAUUGAGCAAAUUGAUAUUAAGCUGUUCUAUAUUUGCUAACGUUUAUUAAAUUAAUCAAUUUUCAAAGGGGCUACAAUAAAUGGCCUCACGUGCCUUAUCAAUUUCCGACUUUAAUACAUUCAAAAUGAUGAAUUAGUAUCGGGGGAAUGCUCAUUAUAGAAAAUAAAACCAAUGUCACAUUCUAAUAAGAAUCGCGACACAUUCCCAAUUAGAAUCGCAAGCUCUAAACAGUUUUCGAUUUUAUAAAAUACCAAAUUCUAGAAAUUCAAAUUUCCCUCCCAUAUUUGUAUGCUUUGAUAUUUCUCUUUAAUUACUUGACCCACAUUUAUGUAUUUUUAUAGAACUACCGAAUUUAUUUAUUUCUAAGAUAAAGUAAACGAGCAGACAUCAAUGCGGGUAAAUUGAACAUAACUUUGACAAGCCCAGGUCACAUUAAGAUAUGCCAUAGAUAUACAUGUGUGUGUGUGACUGUGUGUGUUCCCCCAUUCAAUUGCUGUUAUUGUGCGCGCCAGUUGCCAGCCUGUUGAACUGCAAUCUAAACGCGCCUCAAUUCAGAUAAAUGCAUGCUGAACUGCGGAACAGCAACAUGUGCUAUUGUGUUAUCUGCAGUGGGGGGGAUUAUUAGCUAAACGUGUUUGCAUUCUGUUAAUAAAUAUAUAAAUUGGCUUUUUGCUAUAUCUGAGAUAAGCUUGGCGCUUGCACCUUUAAACAAAAACAUUGUGACGUCACGAUUGAAUCGGCUAACUGGCAGCACUGUGCAAAAUGGUGCUGCCAUAUCGCCGCACUCAAACAAUCGUAUUGCACAAUAAACUGUGUUUAAUUUUGUUAAUUGAGCAUCUCAAGACGUUGGAAAGUGCGUGCUGUGUGCGCCUCGAAGUAAUUAAAACCAUUCAACGUGCUGAAUUAAUAGAAAAAAUCAUCAAUUGAAUUGAUAUGAAGCUGCUGACAAAUGUGCGCAAGCUGCUGCUGCGGUGCCGGCAGAGCCCAACGCUGCGGUCAAUGACAAGCACAACAACAACAACAACGCAGGCACAUGACGCAGCUGACGAACCGGCGCUAACCAGUGCACAGCUGGACGAGCUGGAGCAGAAUGUGCAAAUGCGACAGCACAAGAACAAUGUGCCACGCAUACGCCAGCUGGUGGAGGCACUGCGGCAGGGCGGGCAGACACAGGAUGUGAUACGCCAGCAGCUGGCGGCUGAGCUACAGGAGCUGCCGAAUUCCACGCAUCCGCGUCUGCUUGCCUACGACAAUCAGCCGUUGGAGUUGGCCAACUAUAAGCAUCGUGUGCUGCCGCAACAAGGCGCCAAGGAGUUUUCGGAGCUGGCGCGUGCAUUGAGUCUGUAUCGCAUGGAACACCUGGGCAACUACACGGGACACAAGAGCUACUACUUAACGGGUCAGCUGGCCAUGCUGGAGCAGGCCAUUAUACAGUAUGCGCUGCGGUCGCUUACCCGGCAUGGCUUUAAGCUAAUCUCUGUGCCCGACAUACUGCCCAGGGAGAUCAUCGAGAGCUGCGGCAUGCGCACCGAGGGCGAGCGCACACAGGUCUACAAACUGGACACGGGCGAAUGCCUUUCGGGCACAUCCGAAAUGGCGCUCGCCGGCUACUUUGCCAACAGGCAGCUAAUGGAAUGGGAGCUGCCAGUAAAAGUGGCCGCCGUGAGUCGUUGCUAUCGUGCCGAGACGUCGGGUCUGCACGAGGAGAAGGGCAUUUAUCGGGUGCAUCAGUUCACCAAGGUGGAAAUGUUUGCCAUUGCCACGCCCGAACAGUCUGAGCCAAUGCUCGAAGAGUUCAAGAACAUUGAAAUAGAUCUUUUCAAGCAGCUGGGCAUCAAUUUUCGACUGCUCGAUAUGCCGCCCUGUGAACUGGGCGCGCCCGCGUAUCAGAAAUAUGACAUAGAAGCCUGGCUGCCGGGCCGCCAAAUGUGGGGCGAAAUUUCCAGCUGCAGCAACUGCACAGAUUACCAGGCCAAGCGCCUAAAUGUCAAGUACAAUCGUGCCCGCGAUGCAGCGCUUGUCCAUACCCAUACCCUCAAUGGCACCGCAACGGCCAUUCCCCGCCUGCUGAUCGCUCUGGUUGAGUCGUAUCAGAGCACCGACUCCAUACAGAUACCCGAGGUGCUGGUGCCCUUUAUGAAUGGACAGCGCACGAUCACGAAGAACAAAAAGAUUCCCGAGACAAAGCUGGUCAAAUUUAUCAGAUAAAUAAGCGAUAUACUGGAGAUAAUUGGAGUAAUGUCAGAUCUGCGUGUGGCUUUCAUCUUAAUCAAGCGGAGGAACACUUGGUUAGCGGAAAACAUUGCCGGAUAGGGAAUACCUCACCGGAAUCGAGCACAAAGAAGAUAUCUUAAGAACAGACGCAAGCUGGGAAGAUGCCGCAGGGAUAAAUGCAAAGGAGGGAGCAUCUUUUUAAGGCAGAAAUCUUCGCCAUAUGCUCAUGGUAUCAGAUCGCAUGUUUCUGAAUUCCAGCGCUGCCUCUCCCUCCCCCUUACAACCCCCCACCUUGCCUGCCGAUCUUUCUGUAAUCCCAGCUGACGCUGAAAAGGUUAAGGUCAAGCUAAGUUGAUCUAUAAUUGUAUAUAUAAUUUUCCGGCUUGCGUCGGUUUCUGGGCUCUCUAUGUAUUUGAAAAAGCGUUUAUAAUUUUGUUGUGUGUUUUUUUUUAACUAAUGCCAAUCUUUGAGCAGGGCAAUAAAAUAUGCAUUGACUAUAACAAAAUGAAAAAAAAAAUCACUAUAAAGGAACUUGCUGCAGCUGAUCCCAAUGAUAAAGUAAAAAAAAAUAGCAAUAAUCUAGCUCAUUGUUAAACAAUUGCGCACUUGUUGGCUUGCUAGGUAGAGUAUAUUGAUGGGAGUUCAGGUUUUAGGAGCAGCUGACGA
Molecule: messenger RNA, 3050 nt
Organism: Drosophila novamexicana
Lineage: Eukaryota; Metazoa; Arthropoda; Insecta; Diptera; Drosophilidae
Gene: SerRS-m
Product: serine--tRNA ligase, mitochondrial
Exons: 2
Coding region: 1104-2378 (424 amino acids)
Biological process (GO): mitochondrial seryl-tRNA aminoacylation
Cellular component (GO): mitochondrion
Molecular function (GO): serine-tRNA ligase activity; tRNA binding; ATP binding
Source: RefSeq, a predicted model, not a curated record